AUGGCCUCGCUACGCAAUGCCAGCCCCAGUCUGAAGAACUAUUUCAAGAAGAAUUACAUUCCUCAGGUCUGCGAGGCUCUGUUAUGUGGUAUACUUAUUAACCGUCCUGAAGAUCCAUUGAGAUAUUUAGAGGAAAUGAUCAUUUUUAUAAAGGAAAAUGGCCUCCAGAAUCUCCUUUGGGAUAUGUGCAUUGAUCCAUCAUUAAAACCAACGAUUCGGAGGUUAUCUGAAACUUACAUGGAGCAGCUUUUUGGAUUGGAUGAUCAGCUGAUGACUCCAGAAUUAAUGAUAAAAGCAUGUACUUUUUAUACUGGACAUUUAAUAAAGACCCACUUUACCACAUGGAGACACAUUAUCAUAUCUACCAGCACUGAAGAUGAAAUCAUGGCUGAAAAAAUGAGAAUAGCAGAGAAACAUUGUAAUUUACAACACAUGAAGCAUGCAUUUUAUCUUUGGUACUCUUAUACAAAAAGUCAAAAGGAAAAUGUUAGAGUUAUAUUAUUGCGGCUACGAAAGACCUUUACCCAUCAGAAGCUAGUAUUUGCCCUACAUAAGUGGAAAAAUAAAGCAAGAGAAAAGCGUCAAUUGAGAGAAAAUGAGCUGCAACUGUUGAAUCAUGAACUUCAGUUGAGUAAAUGGAGAGGCAAGUUAAAAGUAGACUCUUCACAAGAAUCCAUUCUUUCUGAUAAAACCGAAAUUUUUGAAUUUGACAUUUCAAAGUUACCUGAAAAAGCUAUUUUACAGAUUAUUUUCUACCUCACUAUAAGCGAUGUGACAAUAUGUAGUCAAGUUAGUCGCUCCUGGAUGUCAAUGACACAAAUGAGAUCAUUGUGGCACAGUAUUGAUUUUUCUGCAGUAAAAACUAAGGUCACAGAAAAAUGUAUAGUGUCUACUUUGCAAAGAUGGCGGCUAAAUGUGAUACGUUUGAAUUUUCGUGGUUGUCAUUUUCGAUUGAAGACAUUGAAAUCUGUCAGCUUCUGUAAAAAUUUGCAAGAGCUGAAUGUGUCUGACUGCCCAGAACUCACAGAUGAAGCAAUGAGAUACAUCUCUGAGAACUGUCCUGGUAUUCUUUAUCUGAACCUGUCUAAUACUUCUAUCACCAACAGGACAAUGAGACUCCUGCCAAGGCACUUCCACAAUUUACAGAAUCUUAGUUUGGCUUAUUGCAGAAAGUUCACAGACAAAGGCUUACGGUACCUGAAUUUAGGGAACGGAUGCCACAAGCUCAUUUAUCUGGACCUUUCCGGCUGCACCCAGAUUUCAGUACAAGGCUUCAAAAGCAUUGCAAGAAGCUGCUCUGGAAUUAAGCAUCUAACCAUCAAUGACAUGCCAACUCUGACAGACAAUUGUGUAAAAGCGUUAGUUGAAAAUUGCUUUCAUAUUACUUCAGUAGUUUUUGUUGGAGCCCCACAUAUCUCUGAUUAUACUUUCCAAGCUCUUUCUACCUGCAACCUCAGAAAGCUCCGAAUUGAAGGAAAUAAAAGGAUUACUGAUGCAAGCUUAAAAUCGAUAGACAAGAAUUAUCCACAUAUUAACCAUCUUUACAUGGCAGACUGCAGGGAAAUAACUGAUGGAGCCCUCAAGUCACUCUCGCUUUUGAGGCACCUAACUGUGUUAAAUUUGGCAAAUUGUGUAAGACUUGGUGAUGUGGGACUGAGACACUUUCUUGAUGGUUCUUCAAGCUUCAAAAUAAGAGAGCUAAAUUUAAGUAACUGUACCCUCCUGAGUGAUGCCUCUGUCAUAAAACUAUCAGAAUGCUGCCUUAAUUUAAGAUACUUAAGCUUAAGAAAUUGUGAUAAUUUGACCAACACAGGAAUUCAAUGUAUUGCACGCAUCCUCUCCUUGAUAUCACUAGAUAUCUCAGGAACAAAAGUUAAUGAUGAGAGUUUGGAGGUUAUUUCCACACACAAAAUAUUAAAGGAUCUUUCUCUCUCCGAGUGUUACAAAAUCACCUGUGAUGGAAUUCAGGCACUUUGCAGAGGCUCAUCAAUCUUGGACUGCUUGGAUGUCUCUUAUUGCCCUCAGCUGUCAGAUGAGUGUAUUAAAGCACUGGCCAUUUACUGCGUUAAUCUCACAUUUCUCAGCAUUGCUGCCUGUCCAAAGAUUACUGAUGCAGCGAUGGAAAUAUUAUCAGCCAAAUGCCAUUACUUGCACAUUUUGAAUGUUUCUGGGUGUAUCCUGCUUACUGACCAGACACUUAAGAACCUUCGGAUAGGCUGCAAACAACUUCGGAUCCUUAAAAUGAAAUACUGCAGACUUAUUACCCCGGAGGCAGUCGCAAAAAUAUCACCAGUAGUUCAGCAGGUGGAAUACAAUAACCAUGACCCUCCACUUUGGUUUAACUAUUCUGGUAAAGAAACUUCGGAUAGAGAGAAAAAUAAACAGGACUUAAUACCAGCUACAUGA
Sorex araneus (European shrew) is the source of this 2406-nucleotide messenger RNA. RefSeq names its product F-box and leucine rich repeat protein 13 (gene FBXL13). Gene Ontology annotation, molecular function: protein binding. The coding region runs from base 1 to 2406 and encodes 801 amino acids. The transcript has 21 exons. The record is from RefSeq and is a predicted model, not a curated record. Gene Ontology annotation, biological process: SCF-dependent proteasomal ubiquitin-dependent protein catabolic process. NCBI's taxonomy places the organism in Eukaryota, Metazoa, Chordata, Mammalia, Eulipotyphla, Soricidae. Gene Ontology annotation, cellular component: SCF ubiquitin ligase complex.